Molecule: messenger RNA, 4934 nt
Organism: Saccostrea echinata
Lineage: Eukaryota; Metazoa; Mollusca; Bivalvia; Ostreida; Ostreidae
Exons: 20
Coding region: 1-4872 (1623 amino acids)
Biological process (GO): establishment or maintenance of epithelial cell apical/basal polarity; heterophilic cell-cell adhesion; cell communication
Cellular component (GO): plasma membrane; protein-containing complex
Molecular function (GO): calcium ion binding
Source: RefSeq, a predicted model, not a curated record
AUGUUUCCUUCAAUUUUUUAUCCGUUUUUUGAGGAGAGCACCAGGGCGACUUUAUUUAUCACUCUAAAGGAAUACAACAACACAAACAGCGAGCUUUUUGAUGGAAACUGUUGUGAUGGACUCGCCGUGUCAAACAAGUGCAGUUCAGACAGAUGUGAUUACGUCAUCAGAAUAUGUGUAUCGCCAAAUGGAAAUGGGACUUGGUGUCAAUCCGCAGAAUUAAAUGCAGAUCAACCACCAGACCUUGUCUUCCUAGAUCAGACACCAAGAGAACUGCCUAUUACAGAAUGGAAGGGAAGUGCUCGUGUAGACAUCAGUAUAACAGACAUAGAUGGUCCCUUCACACAACAACUCGUCGAUCGGUUCUCGUUUAUUUACACAGAAAAAGGAAGCAAGAUUCCAAAAUCCCGGGAACUUCUAUUGAAUGGAACACGUAAAAGGCCAUCAAGACUGAGACUAUCAAUGGCGAUACAGUGCCAGACUUACUACUAUGGUGAUGAAUGUUCUGUGUUCUGUAUCCCCUCCGUGGAUUGUAAAGGUCACUAUACUUGUGACGAGAGCACCGGGGCAAAAAUCUGUGACCAGGGCUGGGAGGGCAAGGACUGUACUAGACCAAUCGGAGAUGGCAGCUGUCCAGGACAACACUGUGAGAAUGGUGGGACUUGUUCCAUGGAUAAAUUCAGCAACACAACUAACGAUGUCUUUUUCUGCUGUUGCCCUCCUGGGUAUACUGGUAACCGGUGUGAAAUCGAUCUAAAUGAAUGUAGGCAGAACCCAUGUCUGUAUGGUGGAACCUGUCGUAAUACCCCGGGGAGCUACAUCUGUAACUGCCACCCGAGAUAUCGCGGAAUGAACUGUGAAAUUCCAACAACCUGUAAGGACAAUCCAUGCCUUAAUGGAAAAUGUUCUGAUGCGGCAAACGGCACAUUUACCUGCCACUGUGGUUCAGAAUUUUCGGGAAUGUUCUGUGAAAAUGUAAUAACAACCACAAUCAAAAGCACCACUACCAAAUCCACAACAACAGAAUCCACAACAAGCACAACCACAACGACUACUCCAAGUACAACAACGCCAACGACAACUACAACAACAACAAUUACAACACCAACGAUAACACAAACUACAGAAACGUUUACAAGCACCACCACCUCUGUUGCAACAACAAAAACAUUGUCAACAACGAAACCCACAAGCACCACACUUACCACAAAGCGCAUGACGUCAAUUAUAGUCACACCAUCAUCCGGAAAGGUAUCAUAUAACUGUUCAGAGAAUGCAUGCAGGAACAAUGGUAAAUGUAUUAAUAGUGCAUGUCAGUGUUUAAUAGGGUUUUCUGGAGAGCUUUGCCAGAAGGAAGUAAUCGAAUGCCAGAAUGACACAUGUUUGAAUGGGGGAUAUUGUAAUGAUGUUGUUGGGAAUUAUUCGUGCGACUGUCUUAAUGGCUUUGCAGGGUCUAGGUGUGAAAAGCUUGCUGGUAGUAGUACAGUUUCUCCAACAGUUAAUGCAUGUAGGUUUUGUGGAAAUGGUUCUUGUUUAAUGUUGGGAAAUGGGACCGCAAUAUGUGUGUGUAAACCAGGGUUUAGCGGGAAGACUUGUGCCCAUUCCAAUACAUUAUGUCGUCCUUAUUCAGAUGCUUUAUGUUUUAGUGGCAGUCAAUGUAUGUUAAAAUCAUUUCGAACAAACACAGAAAUUUGCCCGCAUGGUUGGAGGGGCCCAAUUUGUAGAAAUGGAUCCAUUGCUUUAUCACGGGAUCUGGAGUGCCCACGAGUUGUAUGUAAGAACGACGGUCAUUGCUUUAAUGGAAGAUGCUGUUGUCGGCCUGGAUAUAAAGGAGAAUUCUGUGAGGAAGAAAUACUGCAUUGUGAUAGUAGCCCAUGUAAGAAUAAUGCAACAUGUAUAAAUAUAUACAACGAUUUUGAGUGUAACUGCAAAACGGGGUUCACUGGACGAUUUUGUGAAAUAUCUAUAUUUUAUCCGCUAUUUACCACUGCUUCACAGUCAUCUAAACUGACGACGCAUCCUUACAAACCAACUACAACUCAACAAAUAACAUUCCCAUCCUCCACCUAUUCACCAUCAAAAGAAACAUUUUCUAACAGCCCUACUACAGACUUUUCUCAUGAUGUGCAAACUGAAUCAUUAACAUCUAAAACAACAACUUCACCAGAAACAACAGAAAAACAAACAACAGGUUUAAUCAAUACUCCAACAUCGUUUCUUGCAUCAAGGAAUGUAUCAUUGAUGACAAAAGCUGCGUCAUCAACUAAGCCAGCUACUCCAACCACAACUAAUGUGUCCACCACAGUAUCAAAAACAGACUCUACAACACUUCCUCCCGGAACCACGAAACAUAUCAUAGGUACAAAUAAAACUCAGGGCCCUACAACCACUGACUCAGUGUUUGCUCGCUGUCAUGGUGAUCAAUGUUUCUUGAAUGGAACCUGCUUAAAUACUUCAUUUGGUAGAACUGAAUGUAAUUGCAUGAAAGUAGAUAUGAUGAAAAUAUUUAUAGUAGAUUGCAAGGUUGUAGAUAAUCCAAUGACAACUGUAACGUCUAGCAUAGCUUCAAGUUCGUCAUUUCAGACGACCACACCCACGGGUGUUUCCAAAACGACAUCUCAGGUAACUUCCCCCAAGACAAGUCCAACACCAAUAUUAUCAACAAUGAACUCUAAAUCCAGCCUCAGAAUUUCAUCAUCACCCGAGGUGGUUGUGACGACAGUACACUCGACCCCAUCCCAUAAUGGAGGAAAUAUGUCUGUGACACUAAGCGGAAAAAUUCCCGAUAAGGAAAUCCCAGCGGUCAAACAGGUGAUAACAAAUGCUGUCAAAAACACUUCCAAAGGUGAGAACUGUACUGACAUCAACAUCUUGGAAAAAGAGUAUCUUUACAGUAUCUCCAGAAAAGUAUACACAAAAGUCAUCUACAACAGCUCAGAUUGUCCAGACGCAUCUGACUUACAUAAAAACCCAAACCUCACACAUUCUCUAAACAACCAACUUGCCCACUCUGGUCAGCUCAGUAAUCAUGGCGUGUUCAAGGGUCAAACAACAGGACUGGGGCGAAGCUACCACGUGCCUCUGGUUGGAUACGUGUACAAUAUUUACAGAAGCGGCAUCAAGGCCGCCAUUAAACAAGCAUGGUCGAACGCAGGAAACAAGGAUGUUGAUGUUCUCAUUGUUGACGCUGCGUACAAAAUUGGAGAUUAUGGAAUAUAUAUAACGGACAUAUCAUACCUAGUUACAAGUGGCCUAAAAUUCCUACAACCUAGGCAAGAGAGCAUCCCAAAAGACCAGUCGUUUCAUAAAGAGUUCCAAACAGAAUUUCCAGAUAUGCAAGUCCUGCUGUAUUCCGGGAACGAGAGUUACGGAUAUGAAUCAGGACUUCGACUGUCUCUACAACAAAGAAAAAGGACCACCGCCCUCACCGCUGCUGAUAUCUACAAUAAAGCUCUUGCAGCAUAUAAAAACAUCCUCAAAGACAAUGGGUUCUGUCUGCAGCGAACGUGUACCAUUGGAAUGAAGCUCUCUCCAUUAGAGGAAACGCCAACAAACCCAGGAUCUGUUGAUGUCGUUCUGUUCCCAACGUUAGAUGGACAUCUCACCACAAAAUCAACAAUUCUUAAAGCACUGACGACCAAGCUAUCGACCCAUUAUCAGAUUUGUAAGGACUGUAAGAACCCACGGGUCCAUUACGUAGACGUAGCUGGGCGUGUGAAGCUCAAAGAUGAAAAUAACAUCAGAAAUGCAAUAAAUACAGUUUUUGAAACCGUUGAUACUUCCUGGUGGAAACAAUCCUUUUUAAGUACCCAAAAUUCAAUUGCCACAAGACUGUACUAUCUACCGAGUAGUCCAAAUGACACAAAGACAGAGUGGCCAAGACCAAAUAUGGAGGGAAAGUUAGACUUCAUUAACAGUUCUCUGAGUCGUUUAAACCGGAAGUUAGCAGUAAAUAGGAUGAAGCAGUUACAUCAGCUGGUACUGAAGGAAGCUGUUCCAAGAUCAGAACAAAAGCCAACUUCACACUCACUGAACACUGCGUGGGCAACAGCAAAUAAACAUGUUUUCCAGCAUGUUUUGACCACAGACAUCCAAUCAUGGAACAAUUUUUAUGUUUCCUCAAAAGGGGAACCAGUAACAUUAAUCAAGUACACAGUAACUGUAAUGAACGCCGAUUCCAGUCUAGCAGCGGUAUCCCCUCCCAGCGCCGGAGUCAUGGAGAACGUUCUAAAAUCAGUGUGUGACUGCAGAGCUUAUAAGGUUAGAAUGCUGUGGACAAAGGACAUGCAGGGAUUCAAUUCAACAAUUAUACAGAAAGCUGUAUCAAAUGCCUGGAUCAUCGCCAAUAAUGGUCUUGGUCUAAUAAUUCCAGUUAAAGUGCUCAAUACAGAAUCCGGAUAUGUCGCUGGAUCUGGAGACAAUGUACGUAUGUACACAUAUUUCGUACAGCCAAGGAAAGGGGUAACUGAAGUUGAGGAGGAAGAUUUGAACCAACCUUCUUCUGUACAGUUAGAGCAGGAACUGUCUAAACUAGUUCCCGGCUCACGUGUGUUUUCUACUGCCUCUAAAAAGUCAGAACCGGAAGGAACGGAAUGGUGGGUUUAUGUAGUUAUAGCUAUUGGAUGCCUUGCACUGAUCAUCAUAUUAGCGACGCUCCUGAUCACAGUCGUGAGAGCUAGAAAUCAUCGUCAGUCAAGAACACUAAAACAGGACCCGAAGCAGAUGAAUGGUUACGACAAAGAACAUUUUUCUAAGGAGCCAGUGAUGGAGAAGAAUUCCAAUGGUCUGUAUACUGUAGAGGAUGAAGACACAGACUAUUCCAAAACCACCUACAUCGUGAAUGAUGCUUAUACCGAGACGUACCAAGAGUAGGGCACGGAUCAAGUUUAAUAUUUAGACGUGUUCUAAUAAGUUCUUGAAAGAGGAGUGUGGCA